Messenger RNA from Aspergillus novofumigatus IBT 16806, 1070 nucleotides. RefSeq lists its product as uncharacterized. The record is from RefSeq and is a predicted model, not a curated record. NCBI's taxonomy places the organism in Eukaryota, Fungi, Ascomycota, Eurotiomycetes, Eurotiales, Aspergillaceae. Bases 141 to 605 code for a protein of 154 amino acids. The transcript has a single exon.
GUGGUGGGCUUUCCGGGCUACCCAAACCUCCGAGUGUCCGAGCACCGCAAUCUCAUCCAUAUUGACUGGGAAUCUAUAUACUGCCCUUAUCACCUACAGUUGUGGUACAACGUCUGUAUCAUUGCUGGCCUCUUCUGAUCAUGUCCACCCUCCUCAAACCCGUUCCCCGCUACAUCUUCUGCAAUAUAGAGCCUGUUCUCCUCUUUGCAGGUUUCGCAACCUCGGUGAUCUCGACCCCAACAUAUGUUGCUUCUCUAUCGUCUGCCUCCCGGCCUCAUGGGUUACUUCCUACUGAGCACAUUCUGGCUCUUCAAUUGAGCAAUGUUUAUCUUCUGCUGGCAUUUAUCAAUAUCUUUGUGCUCAACACAACCAGUGAACUAAAGGUCGUGAAGGCAUAUCUCUCAGCGUUAUGGUGGGGAGACUUAGGACAUUUGAGCAGCACUGCCUGGUGCUUAGGAAGAGAAGGGAUGGCUGCAGCUUCUUCUUGGACUACCAUAACCUGGGCCAAUUUCCUUAUACCGUCCUUCCUCUUUCUGGCAAGGACGUUGUAUCUCUUAGGCGUCUUUGGAUCAGACGCCGUUGUGGACGGUGAGAAAUUCGAAUAAAUGGGAAGGCCUGUUAAGAGUCACAGCAAAGGGUAAGCAUAUACCAACUGCACCAUGUCUAUUCGCCAUUCACUUACCAGAGGAGCAAGGAAAUGUUAACGGUCCUGCUACUGGGCACUAGUUUGGAAUUCUAUGUCGGUGCACUAUGUGUUGGAAAAUUAACUGCUGAGUUGCUAUGUGGAAUAGAAGCCAUUUGUCUAUCUCUUUUUCUCUUAUUUUUCUUUUUCUUUCUUUCAAGGAGGGGGAAGUGUCUCUUCCUCGCCUGAAUAGCGGGCCUUUCGAAUUGUUGUUUAAGCUUAACUCCGUAUUUGACUAUCACAAGCAGCAGGAGCUAUGCUGGGAUCUGGAUGUAGAAGAUUACAAUCGCGACUGCAGUGCAAUUAAUGAUUAAAAAGAUAUUUAAGACGCCGCUUUCACAUGCAGUGGCCAAUCACUUAUUUAUAAAUUUACAAAGAGCUUGAGUCU